AUGGAUCAAACUUCAGCCUCGCGAAUACAGUCGGCGGCCGGGCCUAGAAUCACCACGCCUGCCGAAACAACCAAACAGAUUGAGGAGAACCGAUUCAAAGCGAAAGCCAUCCAAGGACAGCGCGACGCUGCCGCCCGGCGCACGAGCAAUCAGACCCCUGCAGGCUUCAUCGCCUCCGACGAUGUCCACAUUGUAGCGAAAGGGCCUGAUGGCCAGAGGAAGCGUCCGCACUCUUCGAUAGCAGCCACCGAUCUGCCGUCUACGCAGCGAGAUGCCAGCCAACAUGAUGUCGAGAUCCGGCCAGCCCGGAAUUUUGCCAAAUUUGUGGACUACAACUUCAGUUCCAUGACGGACACAAAGGGCGGCUUUCUCUCCGCCGAGGACGACCCCUGGAAUAAGGCGCUCUCGUCGGCCGACGGGAAAAACCAAGGCAACGACCAGCGGCCUCAACACAUGACGGUCGCCGAGUGGGAGCGCAUGCAGGUGAUCCGGAACCUGAAGCGACUGAAGCAGGGUCCGUACGAGCCCGGACUGAGUGUGCUGUCGGAGAAGAAGGAGCAGAAGAAGUGCUGCGAGUGCGGCAGCUUGGAGAUCGACUGGGUAUGGGAGGAAGUGCUUCACUGCAGCGUAUGCAACGCGUGCAAGGAGAAGUUCCCGGAAAAGUACAGCCUCCUGACAAAGACGGAGUGCAAGGAGGACUAUCUCCUGACCGACCCCGAGCUUAAGGACGAGGAACUACUGCCACACCUCUCGAAGCCGAACCCACACAAGUCCCACUGGCACGACAUGAUGCUGUUUUUGCGGUGCCAGGUGGAGGAGUACGCCAUCAAACACAAGUGGGGGUCCGCCGAGGCCCUGGACGCCGAGUUUGAGCGACGCGAGACCGACAAGAAGCGGCGGAAGGAGGCCAAGUUUAAGGAGAAGCUGCUGCAGCUCAAGAAGAAGACCCGGACGGAGGUGUACCGACGAAAUGCAGGUGGGGGCAAUGCGGCGCCAGCCGGCCAAGGCAAGGCCAUGACCUUUGGUGAUGCAAUCGGAAGCGGAGGUAAGCACGUGCACGAUUGGGGACGUGCCAUAGAGAACGAGGAGGGCAUGUCAGUGAAGCGAUGCGCCACGUGCGGUAUGGAGGUCGAGGAGCUGGAAUUUUAG
This is a messenger RNA of Grosmannia clavigera kw1407, 1149 nucleotides long. Its product is annotated as DNA repair protein rad14. Gene Ontology annotation, cellular component: nucleotide-excision repair factor 1 complex. Bases 1 to 1149 code for a protein of 382 amino acids. Lineage: Eukaryota; Fungi; Ascomycota; Sordariomycetes; Ophiostomatales; Ophiostomataceae. Gene Ontology annotation, biological process: base-excision repair; nucleotide-excision repair involved in interstrand cross-link repair; UV-damage excision repair. The transcript has 3 exons. The record is from RefSeq and is a predicted model, not a curated record. Gene Ontology annotation, molecular function: damaged DNA binding.